Molecule: messenger RNA, 1173 nt
Organism: Penicillium diatomitis
Lineage: Eukaryota; Fungi; Ascomycota; Eurotiomycetes; Eurotiales; Aspergillaceae
Product: Glucose N-acetyltransferase 1
Exons: 3
Coding region: 1-1173 (390 amino acids)
Molecular function (GO): glycosyltransferase activity
Source: RefSeq, a predicted model, not a curated record
AUGGCUUUGCCUGUAUCGUCCAAGAGCUCGGCAUUUCCCUAUAGGCGAGGGUCUAAUGCCUCGGAGCGAGAUUUCUUCGACAUCCCCGAUGAAUCAAUAUGGGCAAUAGUGAAGCGCUGGCUUCGUCGACCGCGGACGUGGAUUCUCCUACUGGUACUCUUGGCGAUGGUGCAUUGGAUGCGACGACCUCGCCCAGCCGCUGUACCGCUAGGUCAUAUACAUUAUGAUGAGGUGGACUGGUCGCGGUAUGCAUACACUCAAUAUGCGACGAGUGAGACAUACCUCUGCAAUUGCGUGAUGGUAUUUGAAGCUUUGCACCGGCUGGGUUCGCGUGCAGAUCGCCUCCUGUUCUACCCCAAGGAGUGGGACUUGGUGAUCGAGAGCGGCACAGACCGUAUCAGUCAGCUGUUGGUUCUGGCUAAAGAAGAAUACAAUGUCCAAUUGGUCCCUGUCGUCAUUGAAGGCAUCAAAUCGGAGACUGGCGGUGGUGGAGAAGUCUCCGAAUCCUCCUGGGAUUCAAGCACCGCCAAAUUGUACGCCUUUGGCGUGCUUCAGUACGAUCGUGUCAUUCACCUCGACUCCGACAUGAUGCUGCUUCAGCCCAUGGAUGAGCUCUUCUUCCUCCCUCCAACCCCCAUUGCCAUGCCUCGGGCGUACUGGCUUCUACCUGAGACGCGGACGCUCUCCUCGCUACUCGCCGUCAUUGAACCCUCCUACCAAGAAUUCACUCUGCUGAAAGAUACAAUUAAGCCGGUUAUUUUCGGUCAGAUCAGCCUGAACCUGACCAACAAACGCUACGACAUGGAGAUACUUAACAGUCGCUACGGAGACAGCGCCCUCGUGCUUCCUCACCGACAAUACGGACUAAUUUCUGGCGAAUUUCGCACCAAAGACCACCGGGCGUUCCUCGGCAAUGACCUUGAGCAGUGGGACCCCGAUCACGCAAUCGCGCAAGCCAAGUUUGUGCACUUCUCUGACUGGCCCCUUCCGAAGCCCUGGGUGAUGUGGACACAAGAUCAACUCAUUACCCACCAGCCGAAUUGCGACGGCGUCCCUGGGACCUCACCACGCGGAGGAUGUCGGGAUCGAGAGAUCUGGAAGCAACUAUACGAACAGUUCAGGCGCAGGCGGAGGGAUGUAUGCAAAUUAUUGAGCUUCCCGGCUGCCGUAUGA